Astyanax mexicanus (Mexican tetra) is the source of this 974-nucleotide messenger RNA. It is a transcript of the gene lyplal1, whose product is annotated as lysophospholipase like 1. The record is from RefSeq and is a predicted model, not a curated record. Gene Ontology annotation, cellular component: cytoplasm. Gene Ontology annotation, molecular function: carboxylic ester hydrolase activity; palmitoyl-(protein) hydrolase activity. NCBI's taxonomy places the organism in Eukaryota, Metazoa, Chordata, Actinopteri, Characiformes, Acestrorhamphidae. Bases 26 to 751 code for a protein of 241 amino acids. Gene Ontology annotation, biological process: protein depalmitoylation. The transcript is spliced from 5 exons.
UCGCGAGAUGUGAGAAAGUCUCGGAAUGGCGGCUGUACAGAAACUGCGGAGGUGUGCUGUGUCUCAGACGGGGAAACACUCCGCUUCAGUCAUUUUCCUUCAUGGCUCAGGAGACACAGGGCAGGGACUACGGGCUUGGGUUCGUGACGUGAUGACACAGGACAUGGCUUUUGAACACAUAAGAGUGAUCUACCCCACAGCUCCAUCAAGGCCAUACACACCCAUGCAUGGGGCACUGUCUCACGUGUGGUUUGAUCGUCACAAAAUCUCUCGUGACUGCCCGGAGCACUUGGAAUCUAUUGAAGAAAUGUGCAGUAAUUUAGGGGCCGUAGUCCAAGAUGAGAUUCGAGCUGGUGUACCAAAGCACAGGAUGGUUAUCGGUGGCUUCUCGAUGGGUGGAGCCAUGGCAUUACAUCUGGCGUGCAGGUAUCACCAGGACAUUGCUGGAGUCUUCGCACUGUCCAGCUUCCUUAACAAGGACUCUCUUGUAUAUCAGGCUGUUGAAGAUGCAAAGCAGCAGCAGCAUCCCUUACUAGAUCUGCUCCAGUGUCACGGGACAGCUGAUGAGCUGGUGUCCCACUCCUGGGGAGAGGAGACCAGCUCUCUGUUGAAGAAGGCUGGCAUGACUACAUCUUUCCAUUCUUUUCCUGGACUCAACCACCAGCUCUGUCGGGCAGAACUGGAGCUCCUGCGCUCCUGGAUCCUGAAAAAGCUUCCAUUGGAAAGCUCUUCUUCUAGUGAUGGACUCUGAGUAUUCACAACCUUUCCUGAGAUGUUGAUUUAUAGUAAAUUCUGUUAAUAAAAUCAAUCCAGAUACUAUCCGGACACAAAACACUCAUUAAUGCCAUGCUCUACACCUGGCAUGCAGGUAUCACCAGGACAUGGCUGGAUGAUGGGCACUUAAUAAUAAUUACCGGUACAACCUUUACGGGCCUGUUGAUUGUACAGUAUAAUAAAUUGUAUUUACUCUUUAA